Messenger RNA from Pseudopipra pipra, 1935 nucleotides. RefSeq names its product Fas cell surface death receptor (gene FAS). Gene Ontology annotation, biological process: activation-induced cell death of T cells; negative regulation of apoptotic process; extrinsic apoptotic signaling pathway in absence of ligand. The record is from RefSeq and is a predicted model, not a curated record. Gene Ontology annotation, molecular function: tumor necrosis factor receptor activity; protein binding. Gene Ontology annotation, cellular component: membrane raft; external side of plasma membrane; CD95 death-inducing signaling complex. The transcript is spliced from 9 exons. Lineage: Eukaryota; Metazoa; Chordata; Aves; Passeriformes; Pipridae. Bases 237 to 1343 code for a protein of 368 amino acids.
CGGCGGAGGGGACCCUGCCCGGGGCCGGUUCACCGCGCCGGGCACCUGCGGGGGAGCGGCAGCGCUCCCCAAUACGGCUGCCCGCCCCUCCGCGCCGCCCAGCCCCGCGCCAGGGAUGGGCCGGGCGCUGUUUGCCAGCAUAUGGGAGGAGCCCCGUGAGCAGGACCGCCUGCCGUGCCGGGAGGUGCGGACUGUGCUCUGCCGGAAGGUGCGGGGCAGCGCCGGGCAGCGGCGGGAUGGCCCGGGGGCUCCUUCCCCUGCUCCUCGUGGCUGUCUUAAUUAUUGAAGCACAGUGCAAAAAUGAUACUGAAGCUCUAACACACAUAGACUACAACAGAAGGAUCAUUGCCAGGAGGGACAUUAAUUGUAACCAGGAUGAAUACAAUUUAGAUGGUCAGUGUUGUAAGAAAUGUAAAAGUGGUUUUGUUAAAAAUAUCACCUGCCCAACAGAUAUUAGCAAACACUGUGCUCAGUGUGAAAGUGGAAAGGAGUACACAGAUCACCCCAAUGAUUUGAAUGAGUGUAGUAGAUGCUCUUCAUGCGACAGCGUAUUUGGUUUGGAGGUUGUAAAGAACUGUACCCCAGAAGAGGACACGAAAUGUGCCUGUGUAAAGAACCAUUUUUGCGAUUCUGUAGCAUGUACGGAGUGCACUGAAUGUAAAGUAUGUGAAAGUGGCGUGAUUGAAAAACAAUGUACUUCAACUUCAAACACUGUGUGUGGAAUAAAAGAAACGGGAAUGCCAUUGUGGCCCAUUGCUUUGCUAGCUGUGCCAGGACUACUAGCAAUAGCUGGAGCAAUAUUCUGGUGGAAGAAAAAACAGAAGAGUCUUACAACUAAAGAGAACCUAAGUGAAGUAGUGUUCAAAGCAGAGCCUUCUUAUGAGAAUGUACCUCUCAUAGACACAGAUGCUGACCUGAGCAGCCAUAUUGCUGGUAUUGUGGAGGAGAUGACAUUCCCAGAAGUCCUGACAUUUGUUCGUCAUCACCAUGUACCAGAACCUGCCAUAGAUCAAGUUAUUCGGGAUUGUCCUGGUGAUACAUCUGAACAGAAGAUAAGGCUGUUUCGAACCUGGUAUCAACGUCAUGGGAUAAAAGGAGCCUAUGGAACCCUAGUAAGCAGUCUGAGACAGUUAAAAAUGUGUGCUGCAGCUGAUAAAAUCGAGGAAAAACUGAAGGCAGCUGUUUCCAGCUGUCAGGAAGGGAGACAGUCUUAUAAUGGUGACACUGAGCAAAGCAAAACCUGCACUCAGGAAGGUAGAAAUUCUUACAAUGAUAGUGCUGAGCAAUGUAAAACAUAUGCUGGUAGUUCGGAAGAGACAGCACAGAGUAUUAUUUCUAAUUAAAUUAGUAUUUUUCUAAUAAUAUAAGUAACAAAGCUUUAAAACAGCAUUUUCAUUGGCUGUUCUAAUUGACUCAAGGAAGUUACUAUAGAAACAAUUUUUGUAACAAUAUCUUUACUUUAAAAAAAGUUUUAGCUUUUUUUGGUUAGUAAGAACUGGAAAAAGUUUUAUGACUCAUUCACUAAAAGGUACAAUAUAAGACUGCAGCUAUAGGAUUCUCUACAAGAAGAAAAAAGUAGUCAUGAUUUGAAGAACAAGUGUUGUUUACAUGUAUGGUUCUGCAUUACUUAAUCAAUGUAAUGCUUUGCUUACAUUAAAACUGUGGGAUGUUGUAUUUCUCAAAGUGAGAACUUGGGUGUUAUGAGUCUACAAAGUGUAUCAUGAAGAAUACUUGAAAAAAAAUUACCUAUUAUACCCCGAUUAAUUUGGAAUAGGUGUUGCUGUGUAGAUUCUAUGCUGUUGCAGAUGGGAUGUCUACCUUGUAUAAAAGCACCUCUGUUUGUGUGUGGUAUAUGUGUCUGUAUAUAUGUGCAAGUUUUCUAUUCAAAAGCUCCCAAUUCUAAGUAAAAAUUAUUAUUUAUGUUGUUCUCUGCAA